Sinocyclocheilus grahami is the source of this 3959-nucleotide messenger RNA. RefSeq names its product tetratricopeptide repeat protein 21B-like. The transcript is spliced from 27 exons. NCBI's taxonomy places the organism in Eukaryota, Metazoa, Chordata, Actinopteri, Cypriniformes, Cyprinidae. Gene Ontology annotation, biological process: intraciliary retrograde transport; protein localization to cilium. Gene Ontology annotation, molecular function: protein binding. The coding region runs from base 79 to 3672 and encodes 1197 amino acids. Gene Ontology annotation, cellular component: intraciliary transport particle A. The record is from RefSeq and is a predicted model, not a curated record.
CGGGAUAGACUCUCGCCGUGCAGAAUCGUCUGCUCUGUAUACUUUCAGGGUUUUUAGAGAGCUGCAGUGUGUGGCAUUAUGGCGGGGGUUGAUGAUGAGGAGAGCGCGCUUGCCUUGAUCUUAUACUACUGCCAGGAAAGGUACUCCAGUCAUGUUGUAGAUGUUUCCAGUGACGCUCAAGGCAAAUUCAGUCAUGAUCCGAUCUUCUCAUUCCUCCACGCUUACGGGCUGCUCAUGCAAGAUCAAGUGUUGGACGCCAUUCAGGAGCUGGAGCAACUGAAGGAGAGAAGAGACCUUUCCCUCUGUGUGCUCAUGGCUCUGGUUUAUGCCCAGAAGAAAAGACCAAACCCUGACCGUGAUGUGAUCCAGGAGCUGGAUGGAAGGGUGAAGGAGGAGAGGAAGACGGCGAGUCCCAAAGCUCUGUAUUACGCUGGCUUGCUGCUGUGGCUUCUGGGCCGCAAUGACAAAGCCAGAGAGUAUGUGGACAGAAUGAUCAAGAUCUCCAGUGGUUCUAAAGAGGGAAUUGUACUGAAAGGCUGGAUUGAGCUGCGAUCUAAUAAGGAUGCUUAUGCAAAGAAGUCUGGGAAAUACUUUGACGAGGCUCUGAAGGAGAAAAGCGACAUUUUUGCAUUGAUGGGGAAGGUACAUUAUUAUGAAUUUCGUCAGAAUUAUUCUGGUGCUUUAGAGACCAUUAACCAGGUGAUUGUGAGUUACCCGUCCUUUCUACCUGCCCUGGUCAAGAAGAUGAAGCUGCUGUUGACUCUACAGGACUGGGAACAAACUAUAGAUGCAGCUCAGAGGCUUCUUCAGCGAGAUAAAAAUAACCUGGAGGCUCUGAGGAUGCUGGCACUGCACUCUCUCUGCAGGGAAGGAGAUGUUGGAGAGGUGUAUCAUCAGGUGUCAGCUCAUGGAGGGGCAAAUAGAGGAUGCAGAACAGCAGCUGGAGUUUCUAACAGAGAUCCAGCAGUCCAUUGGCAAAUCAGGGGUAUCAUCAGGUGUCAGCUCAUGGAGGGGCAAAUAGAGGAUGCAGAACAGCAGCUGGAGUUUCUAACAGAGAUCCAGCAGUCCAUUGGCAAAUCAGGGGAGCUGUUGUAUCUGCGGGCGCUGUUGGCUGUGAAAAAAUGUCGGCCCCCAGACGAGGCGACCAAUCUGUUAAACGACACGGUGGACACGCACUUUUCCGCCCUGCAGGGUUUGCCUCUCAGCGUCGAGUACUUUGAGAAGCUCAACCCCGACUUCCUGCUUGAGAUUGCCAAGGAAUACCUGGCGCUGUCUCCUGCUAAGGCUCCAGCUCCUGGUCAGCCUCCUGCGCCUCAGCUGCAGCACUGUGCAUCUGUGCUGGACACGGUGGUCAAAGUAGUGCCUGGACUGAUGCAGGCCGUAUUUCUAAUGGCCAAAGUCCGAUUUCAGUCAGGAGAUAUCGAGGCGGCCCAGAGCAGCCUGCAGCACUGUUUGGAUCAGAACCCGGCCCAUGCUGAUGCCCAUCUCCUCAUGGCUCAGAUCCAUCUCAUGCAGGGCAACUUCAAGCUCUCCUCCCAAUCUCUGGAACUCUGCCUCAGCCACAACUUUGAGAUCCGCGAGCAUCCUCUGUAUCACCUGAUAAAAGCUCAGGCUCAAAGGAAGUUGGGGCAGCUUCAGGAGGCCAUUCAGACGCUGCAGAUGGCCAUGAGUCUGUGUGCUGUGAAGAGAACGGGCUCCUCAACCAAAAGACAGAGUAAGAGAGUUGAGCUCAGCUCGGCCGACUGCGUAUCUGUGUUCCUGGAGCUAGCUGAAGCUCUGUGGCUCAAUGGAGAACAGCACGAGGCAGCUAAAGUGAUGCAGGAUGCCAUAAAUGAGUUUACGGGCACUCCAGAGGAGCUUCGAGUCACUAUCGCCAAUGCAGACCUCGCGCUCAUGCGCGGAGAUACAGAGCUGGCACUGAGCAUGCUCAGAAACAUCACACCAGAGCAGCCCUACUACAUACAGGCCAAAGAAAAAAUGGCAGAAAUCUACCUGAACCACAGGAAAGAGAAACGGCUUUAUGUGAGCUGCUAUAGGGAUUUGGUGGACAAAUUGCCGAGCCCUCAUACCUUCCUGUUACUCGGCGAUGCCUACAUAAACGUUCAGGAGGGAUUUGGUGGACAAAUUGCCGAGCCCUCAUACCUUCCUGUUACUCGGCGAUGCCUACAUAAACGUUCAGGAGUAAAUGAGCUGCCGCUUCUUACCGAAGACUGUCGCUAUCUUGUGCUUCUCGCAAAAGUCCAGAGCAAAGUCAAUAAAGAUGACGAAGCAUUACUGUCCUUACAGAGAGCGAGAGAUGUGCAGGCGAAGGUGCUGAAGCGCGCUCAGCUGGAGCAGCCCGACUCGGUGCCCGCGCAGAAGCAGCUCGCCGCAGAGAUCUGCGCUGAAAUCGCCAAGCACUGCAGCAGCCAGCGUGGCUACGAACGAGCCGUCAAGUUCUACAAAGAGGCGCUUGUGUACUGUGAAAGUGACAGCAAGGUGAUGUUGGAACUGGCUCAGCUGUAUCUUACUCUGGAUGAUGUCGAGGCCUGUCAGCAGCAGUGCAGUGCCAUUCUGAAGAACGAUCCGGUCAACGAGUCGGCUACACUGAUGAUGGCAGACCUUAUGUUCCGGAAGCAGGACUAUGAACAGGCUGUGUUUCACUUCCAGCAGCUCUUGGAGAGGAAACCAGACAACUACCCGACGCUGUCCCGCCUCAUUGAUCUGCUGCGCAGAGCCGGCAAACUGGAGGAGGUUCCAAGAUUCCUCGAGAUGGCAGAGAAACACUCAUCAAGGGCCAAGUUUGAGCCUGGAUACAACUACUGCAAAGGGCUCUACCUGUGGUACACUGGUGAACCUAACGAUGGGUUACGUCACUUUAACAAAGCCAGGAAGGACAACGACUGGGGCCAGAACGCAGUGUACAACAUGAUUGAGAUUUGUCUCAACCCUGACAAUGAGACCAUAGGAGGAGAGGUGUUUGAGAACCUGGACGGAGACAUGGGAAACUCUACAGAGAAGCAGGAGUCGGAGCAGCUGGCCGUGAGAACAGCGGAGAAGCUCUUAAAGGAGCUGAAGCCACAAACCUCAGCGGGACAUGUACAGCUGCGCAUCCUGGAGAACUACUGUUAUCUGGCCACCAAACAGAAAGCCAACGUGGAAAGAGCCCUCAACGUGUUCAUUGAGAUUGCAAACAGUGAGAAAGAUCAUGUUCCUGCGCUGCUGGCCAUGGCCACUGCCUACAUGAUCCUGAAGCAAACCCCUCGAGCCCGAAACCAGCUCAAACGCAUCGCCAAGAUGAACUGGAACAUCAUUGAUGCAGAUGAGUUUGAAAAGAGCUGGCUGCUCCUGGCUGACAUCUACAUCCAGUCGGGAAAAUAUGACAUGGCAGGAGAGCUGCUAAAGAGAUGCCUGCGACACAACAAGUCCUGCUGCAAGGCGUACGAGUACAUGGGCUACAUUAUGGAGAAGGAGCAGUCCUUCAGAGAUGCUGCCUUGAAUUAUGAAAUGGCCUGGAAAUACAGCAAUCAAACCAACCCCACUAUCGGCUACAAGCUCGCGUUCAAUUACCUGAAGGCCAAGAGACACGUGGAUGCUAUAGAUGUGUGCCAUAAAGUUUUGGAUGCACAUCCCAACUAUCCACGCAUCAGGAAGGACAUCUUGGACAAAGCAAGAGCGACUUUAAGAUCAUGACAGAUGGACCGGUGUGGUGUGUGCUGUUGCUCAAUUGUGAUCUCAGCUGUAGUUUAAUAUGAAAUGCAUUGAGAAGUGUCAGUAUAAGAAAUGUUUUGAUAUGACUACAUGCAGUGUUCAUUCAACAUUAAAAACAAGCAUUGAUAAUGGUGCAAUAUUUUUCCUUAUGUACACAGAAAUAAAUAAACAUUUGAAAACACCGUCCGGCUACAGAUUCCACAAUAUAUAUAUAUGCACGCUGCACAGAAUAUUGAAUCCCACAAUACAAUGUGCUUGACCUUGCAUUC